GUAUAUCCGCUCUCUUUCUCCGCCAUCUUAUGUCGCCUUUCUAUUGUUCAUAAUUGAAGUUAGCAAGGGCGGCGGAGCUAUUUAUUGCGCAUUAAACCAUUUCUGCAUAUUGUUCAGGGGACAUCAGCAACAUAGGGGAAAAAACAAAGGAUUCAAGGUUAUCAUAGAAUACGACACACGAGGAUUUCUCUCAGGGUUCGAGCUCACACUCGGUCGGAAAAUAUGAUGGACGACGAACAACCCAAGACCUUGUAUGUGGGAAACCUGUCCCGGGAUGUGACCGAAGCCCUCAUCAUGCAGCUGUUUGGCCAGAUUGGCCCCUGCAAGAGCUGUAAAAUGAUAGUAGAUACGUCAGGUAAUGACCCAUACUGCUUUGUGGAGUUCUACGAACACAGGCACGCUGCCUCGUCACUCGCAGCCAUGAACGGUCGUAAAAUAAUGGGUAAGGAGGUUAAGGUGAACUGGGCCACAACGCCUAGCAGCCAGAAGAAAGACACAAGCAAUCAUUUCCACGUUUUUGUCGGAGACCUCAGUCCUGAAAUCACCACAGAUGACAUCAAAGCUGCUUUCGCUCCCUUUGGAAGGAUAUCUGAUGCCCGUGUUGUAAAAGACAUGGCUACCGGCAAAUCUAAAGGCUAUGGCUUUGUGUCCUUCUUUAACAAAUGGGAUGCAGAAAAUGCCAUACAACAGAUGGGCGGUCAGUGGUUGGGGGGGCGGCAGAUCAGGACCAACUGGGCCACCAGGAAGCCUCCGGCGCCCAAAGCCACCUACGAGACGAACACAAAACACCUGUCCUUUGAGGAGGUUGUGAACCAGUCCAGCCCCAGCAACUGUACUGUCUACUGUGGAGGAGUGACAACAGGCCUUACAGAGCAACUGAUGAGGCAGACCUUCACCCCAUUUGGUCAGAUCAUGGAGAUCAGAGUUUUCCCAGACAAAGGUUACUCUUUUGUCAGGUUCAACUCCCAUGAGGGAGCAGCCCACGCCAUAGUGUCAGUAAAUGGUACGUCCAUAGAGGGUCACGUGGUCAAGUGUUACUGGGGUAAGGAGACCACAGAUAUGGUCAGCCCCAUGCAGCAGGUACAGGUGCCUCAGCAGAACAAAAUGGGCUUUGCGGCACAGCCCUACGGCCAGUACGCCCAGUGGUACGGUAACGCCCAGCAGAUCGGCCAGUACGUCCCUAAUGGGUGGCAGGUGCCCACCUACGGAGUCUACGGACAGGCCUGGAACCAGCAGGGCUUCAAUCAUUUACAGGCGGGCGCAGGGUGGACGGGCGUGGGAGCCGUCAGUAAUGGCAGCGUGGUGGAGCCUGGGCAGGGCGUCAACGGAACGGUGCUGGCCAACCAGUCUGGCAUGGGCACCGCCGGAUACCACACCCACUGAUCAGCGUCGGCCUCCUACCCUCCACCACCACCAGGAAUCCUGCUGGGGGGGGGUGGUGGGGGAGGGGUGGGGGGGGACAUGUGCUCCGUCUUUUACAACAUGAUUAAGAACUCUAUGGCGGGGGAAGAGGUGUGAGAUUCCACUUCUCCUUGCACCUGUCAUACCCCCCCCCCCCCCCCCCCCCCCCGUUCCCAAACCUUGUUACAUGGAAGUUUUAAGAUGGAGAAGAGGUGGGUGUGGUGGAGGAAACGCUGGUGUCAUCGGAGGUUGAGAGUUGCCCAGUUGCCCGGUCCUGGGAUAUAAGAUACUCACAUAUACAUACACCCAUGCACGCACACACACACACACAGACACGCCACCCUGCAAAGGUCUUUGGCCUGGUGUCAGAUUGACUCACCAAUCAGAAAGGACUAUGCCAUUUUUAAUUAAAAAGUACUAUUAAAUGAAUAAAAUACAUGAUAAAAAAACAGCAAUUUUUUUUUGGGGGGGGGGGUGCUUUUUCUUGUUGGUUUGUUUAGAGCGAUUUCAACUGCUGAUAUCGUUAAAAAACUAGCUUUGCCUUUUUUUUUUUUUUUGGGACUGUAAUUUUAAAUAAAUGUUUAAAGCAAUGACACCAUGGAAUCGUGAAAUCUAAGAAUCUUUUGUUUUUUAUGUUUAUAAAAAUCAAAUGGAUGUCAACUGUUGUAUUUUUUUAAAUUAGAUUUUCAAUAUCUCAACUAAAAACCAAUUGCAGGGAUUACUGCCACUGUUCUUCUUUCUUUUAAAGGCAGACAAAUAUUGCACAAUACUAUUAUUCUUGGUUACCUUUUCACAAAAUUUGAUGUUACACAAAUUCUAGGUAUUUUGAAUUGUUUUGCAUUCCAUUUUUUUUCUUUUUGAAACUUCUUUUUAGGAGGGCUUACGUACGUAUACGGUUUUGUAUGUAAAUAACCAAACAAAAGUCUGUUCAACUGUUCUGACGCUGUAUAAAGAGGAAAAAAAACUAAUGUUAAUUAUGAACGCUUGCUUGCUUUUUUUUUUUUUUUUUUUUUUGAUGGGUGGGAUGGGUUUAGGGAACUUUAAAGUAGAUGUGGGUGUGUUAGCAUCACUGUUAAAUGCUGGUCCAUGACAAUGUAGGGACGGUGCAACAUUGAAUACUUCCAGGGGCCUGAGGAGAGCAAACAGCGUUGCUAUGCAGUGCAAAAAUGAUGUAGACUAAAAAGAAAUGUAGAAUUAAAGUUAUUCUUUGUAUAAAACCUAAAUAUUGAACUUUUUGCUGUUUUUUUUUAUGAUGAAGUAGUAAAUAGUUUAAAAAUAAAUUUGAGAGGAUCUUAAUUUUGCACUGGGGCCCCCAUGGAGUUGUUUCAAUAAUACAGCUGGAUGUGACCCAUUGUAAUUGCCUUAUUUUGAGUUUUUUUAAUUUCAACCAACCGAUUAUAAAGAGUAGGCAGUGCCUAAGGAUAUUUUCAGACCUUGUUUUGAGGCAGGUUUUUUUUGGGCUGGGGGGGAUGGUUAUGUUGAUGAUGCUAUAACGUGUUAUUGCUUUGUUCAUUAAAAUGCUGAUGCAUAUAAACACUG
Molecule: messenger RNA, 2940 nt
Organism: Esox lucius (northern pike)
Lineage: Eukaryota; Metazoa; Chordata; Actinopteri; Esociformes; Esocidae
Gene: tia1
Product: TIA1 cytotoxic granule-associated RNA binding protein
Exons: 12
Coding region: 223-1383 (386 amino acids)
Cellular component (GO): cytosol
Molecular function (GO): mRNA binding
Source: RefSeq, a predicted model, not a curated record